AUGAAAUCAACUAUCGUGAUCUCCACUGCAUUUCUCUCAUUGUCAAGAUGGACCAGCAGAAACCCGCCAGCGCCGUUCUUCGACCUGCCAUGCUCCGGAAUCCGCUGCAAGUCCCCGCUUGACAUAGUCGUCACGGAGCUUCACGCCUACGGUCGAGCUCCUUCCACGUUGCUCCGCUGCCUGCUUUACCCAGGAAUUAUCGCCCAAAGCUUCCAGAAAACCUUCACCGGGGAGCCGUUCAAGUUACCUGAAUGGAACCGCAUUUUACAGCCGUUGGAUCCGGUCAUCGCGAAGGAUCCGUAUGCGCACUCCUUUCCCACAUCCUGGGAGGAUUUCAAGGACCAGGACAUUGAUAUGAUCGGCGGAAGCUUCCUGGUGGUUGCUGGGGGAUUCAUGGCCAUUUUAGGUCCUUCUGCCGGGGGAACAGUGGGAUUGUCGGUGUUGGCGUUCUAUGCAAUGCGCUCGUCCUGGGAUGGAAUCGAGCCAAUCAGUGUGCUUAUGAUAGGCGCUGGCGAGUACACUGUAGGGUUUGUACCAACCAAGGAGGGAGCUGCCAGCGACAAGUCUGCUGGAGUCAUUGCCAUCACACUAAUGGACCUCCGGCGUCUGGGCAAGGUGCAGCGACUGCUGCUGUGCGACCGAUCCGGGCGGCACUUCCCCGCCAUCAGAGAGACGCUCAAGAGGAAGAUUGCAGACGUUUACCGAGACAUGGAUGUGACCGUAGAGACUUACCCUGCAGAUGAUGUACAGGAGGACGAGGCAGCAUACCUGGCAGCCAUGGCACACAUGCAGCCGGGAGACAUGGUCACCGUCUUCACUCCCGACAACACACACUACCCCAUCGCCCUCGCUGCCAUCCAACACGGUGGGUGGGGUUACGACAGGAAACCCCAUCGCCCUCGCUGCCAUUCAGUAUGGAGGGUAGUAGGUAGGGAGGACGAGGCAGCAUACCUGGCAGCCAUGGCACGCAUGCAGCCGGGAGACAUGGUCACCGUCUUCACUCCCAAAAACACACGCUACCCCAUCGCCCUCGCGGCAAUUCAACACGGCCUCCAUGUGCUUGUAGCGAAGCCAGCAGUGAAGACCCUCCAACACCACCACCACCUCGUGCAAGCAGCAGAGGCAGAGAUUCAAGGCUCGACCUCCCUCCCACCUGGUCCCCCUCUCUUACUUUCCACCUCUCCCCCUCUUCCCCUCUUCCCGCUCUCCCUCUCUCCCCCCUCGACCCUUCACCAUUUUUUCCCUCCUCCUCCCUCACUUCUCCCUUUGUCCCCCCCUACAGACUUCCAUGCGUGGGCAGUGCAGGGGCAGUCACGGCCAGUGGUGGUGGUGGCGAGUGCAGCGAGGGGGAAGGCCACCCAAGUGCUGCAAGAUGUGCGGGGGGGUGCAGCUGGGUCGGUGGAUGUGGAGGAUUCAAUAACUCUCAUGGUCCAGUGGCAGAACAAGGGCGGCUCAUGCGGCACCGCAGUGUACACUGCAAGCUGGAUUGCGCCUCCUUCUGAUUGCCACACGCAGCAGCACUUUCACUAUAUGGGUCACCAGGGUGAGGUCCGAGUGGAUCAAGCUCACAGAGGAUUCACCAUGUCAACUGAUGCAGCUGGCUUUGCUACACUCAACCCACUGUGCAUGAAGUACACUCCGGACGCAACAGGAAGAUUCGCUGGCCAGUUGGGGUAUGGUUACCGCAGCAUUGCAGAUUUUGUUACGGCAGCCCAGUGCAUAAAUGCGAAGAAGUUCACUGUGGCAGAUGUGGAGUCCAAUGAAAUGAUUGCGACCAUACGAAGUCCAGCAUGCCUCUUAACCACAGUGAUUCUAGAGGCGGGCAGGAAAAGCCUGGACAUGAAUGGUGUUCCCGUAUCAAUAGAAUACGACGAAGAGGGAAGGCCUAUAACUCUGAGGCCAGCCUCUUCCUAA
This is a messenger RNA of Closterium sp. Yama58-4, 1914 nucleotides long. The record is from the annotation of a GenBank genome assembly. NCBI's taxonomy places the organism in Eukaryota, Viridiplantae, Streptophyta, Zygnematophyceae, Desmidiales, Closteriaceae.